AUGAAAGACCUUGGUAAUCUCAAGUAUUUUCUGGGCAUUGAAAUCAUGAGGUCCAAAAUAGGCAUACUUCUCAAUCAGAGGAAGUAUGCCCUUGAACUUAUAUCAGACAUUGGUCUUAGUGGUGCCAAGCUAGUGAGCACACCAUUGGAAGCAAAUGUCAAACUUACAACAGUAGAAUAUGAUGAGUUAACUGGGACUACUAAUGAUUCUUUGUACAAGGAUGUUACAGCUUAUCAAAGAAUAAUUGGUAGAUUACUAUAUCUUACCAUUACCAGGCCUGAUAUUAGUUUUGCCGUCCAAGUUUUUUCACAAUUCAUGCAAAGGCCUAAAAUAUCACAUUGGGAAGCAGCUCUGAGGUUGGUCAGGUACAUCAGAAAUUGUCCUGGUCAAGGAAUACUGUUAAGUAGUAAAAAGAGCUUGGAACUUGAAGCAUUUUGUGACUCAGACUGGGCAGCAUGCCCAAGCAUGCCCAAACACAAGAAGUCAAAAAAGCAGCACACAGUGAGUAGAAGUUCUGCAGAGGCUGAGUACAGGAGUAUGGCUGGUGCAGUAGCAGAAAUUACUUGGUUGGUUGGGGUGUUAAAAGAAUAG
Messenger RNA from Solanum stenotomum, 591 nucleotides. RefSeq lists its product as uncharacterized. NCBI's taxonomy places the organism in Eukaryota, Viridiplantae, Streptophyta, Magnoliopsida, Solanales, Solanaceae. The transcript is spliced from 2 exons. The record is from RefSeq and is a predicted model, not a curated record. The coding region runs from base 1 to 591 and encodes 196 amino acids.